AUGAGUGGGGAGUCUCUGCUGCCGUAUCACACGGCCCAGAGCGGCUCGGGGGUGGGCAUGUUCCACACCACCAUGGGGAAACUGCAGCGGCAACUGCACAAGGGAGAAUACGACAUGUUCAAGUACGCGCCCAUCUUUGAGAGCGACUUCAUCCAGAUCACCAAGAGGGGAGAAGUCAUCGACGUGCACAACCGUGUCCGCAUGGUGACCGUAGGCAUCGCGUCCACCAGCCCCAUCCUCCCGCUCCCAGACGUCAUGCUGCUGGCCCGACCGGCCACUGGCUGUGAAGAGCACACUGGGCGCAACCAGGCCACCAAGAGCAAGAGCCGAAAGGCGGCAAGGACCUUAGAGCUCACCAGGCUCCUUCCCCUCAAGUUCGUGAGGAUCUCCAUUCACGACCGCGAGAAACAGCAGCUGCGCCUAAAGUUUGCCACUGGCCGCUCCUGCUACCUGCAGCUGUGUCCCCCUCUGGAUGCACGAGAGGACCUCUUUGCCUAUUGGGAAAAGCUGAUUUACCUCCUCCGGCCCCCAGUGGACAGUAACAGCAGCACCUAUGCCAUUCCAGCUGGGGACAUGAUCUGCAUGCCUGUGCCGGAGGAGGAGGACAGGAGGAGCCUAGCAGCUGCCGAUUUCCAAGGAAAGGGGGACCAGGACCAGGUGAGCAUCAGGAGCCUCCACGUGGGCUCUGAGGUGGCCGGAGCCACCUCUGCAGCUUUUGCUGGUGGGGAGGGGAUCCAGCUGAACUUCCACAAACCCACAGCCAUGCCUGAUGCUGCCGACACAAAUGUGAAGCCUGCAGAGCUUGACAAAGAGUCAACAGUGGGGUCAGUGAUGGAGGUGGAGGUAGCAGGGGUGGCAGCAGGCACUGCCAAGGGCACCGGAGCAGGUGCCUUGAGCGUGGCAGUGACCAAGUUCACCACCCCUGAACAGCAGAGCACAGCCACAGCGGCCAUAGCCACCAAGGGUCCAAUAGGAUGCAAAACCAAUACAGCCGCGGCACAUGCUGCCAAAACAUCCCCCAGGAGCAUGAAAAUGGCCUUGGCGGGUGCCCCGAACAAUUUAGAGUAUGCUUCCAGCACGUCCACCAGCCCCUCCCCAGAGGCCAGCAUGACUGUGGCAGGAGCAGGACUUACCAGCAAGAUGAUCGGAAGAACAGCCCAUGAUGAAGACGAGGGGCCCCUCAUCUCAACCUUGCCACAGGAAGACCAAGUGAGUGAACAGGAUGGAAGGCCACAGCGAGUGUCCCAGCCCCGCAAGGGGAGAAGGGAGAGAAGGGAGCGCCGGGAAAAGGAGAGAGCGCUCAGGAGCUCCCAGCCCCGCAGGUCAGCAGAAAGCCGCCACAAGGCAGGGGGCAACAAGAUCAUCCGAAAAGCAGCCAGCCACUCCUCGGCCAGCAGUAGAGCCACGAGAGAUGACAAAAAGGAGAAAGGCCGCAGCAGCUCGGCAGGCAGCAAGCGGGGUACCGCACACAAAGGCAUCAGCCAUGCUCCCAUCACCAAGGAGUCCAGGACCUCGCACAAAUCAGGCAGGAGCUUAUCUACAGCUAGUUCAGGUUCUGCCACCAAGAGGCUCAGCAGGAUCAGCUCUUUCUUGAGGAAUGUCAGAGCCAACCUCACUACAAAGACAGCGGCCUCAGCCCGAGAUAAAGAUGUGGACAUCUUGGCUAAGGCGGUGGAAAGAACCAGAAUGGAGGCCAUCAUAGAGUCAGCAGAGAGUGGCCAGGGGCUAGAAAUCGCGGGUAGUGUGGCAUCUGAGACAAUGGAGACAGUGACCUUUGAAGCCCAUUAACACGACCCAGAGCCGGAAGCUGAAAAGGGGACCACGGCUC
Molecule: messenger RNA, 1828 nt
Organism: Phacochoerus africanus (Common warthog)
Lineage: Eukaryota; Metazoa; Chordata; Mammalia; Artiodactyla; Suidae
Gene: GARIN4
Product: golgi associated RAB2 interactor family member 4
Exons: 1
Coding region: 1-1788 (595 amino acids)
Cellular component (GO): nucleus
Source: RefSeq, a predicted model, not a curated record